UAAGGUCAGACCUGGGCAGACUCAGUAUGUCUACUCAGGCCUCAGGGCCGGGCGUCAGACAGUCUGCCCUAAACUGGCCUUCUGCAGGGCAAUAUCUCCAUAUUUUAUUCUCACUCUUGCUUUUCCGGAUAUUAGCCUCAUCGAAGCACUGGCAGCUCUAUCUUUAAGUUUGGACUUUAGACGGUCUUCUGCAGCCAAGUCUAUUGCUAAAGGUUGACGUCACCAAUGUACUCAUAACCAUCACAUGCUCGUGCAUAGAUCCUUAGGAAUUCAGGGAUCCUCAUCAUAUGGACAAAGUUCGGGAAUGGAUCAUCGGUAUACUGUCGUUCGAUGUCCAGCAUUUCCAGCUUAUAGGUCGUCGAUCCUGCGCAACGUUUUCUCUUGAAGAGUUGAAACGGCCAGCUCUAAUCCGCACGGUUCUCACGAGGUAAUUGCCUUUAGGUUCUAGGUAUCUCUUGCGCAGCUUAUCGGUGGUUCUCACUGCCUUACUUGGCUGACGGUAUGCCUAGAAGCAAAUGAUCUUGCGUGGGGACAUCGCUGUCCCCUUUGGCAUGCAGGCCAUCACUUGACAGGUCCUUGUAUUUGCCUCAUGUUCUAGCGUCAGUCUAGAGCGCAUAUCUGCACCCACAACUAUGGAAAAUGAACGUCAACCUUAUACACCGGCGCAGCAUGUCUUAUCCGCUGCGCCAGUCUCUUUCGCAUAUCUCCCCACUCUUCCUCACUACCCUCCUCAAACAACUAACCAUCUUCAACGCAACAACAUGGAUACCAUGCUGAACAUUAUCUCGCCAGUCCUGACCCCGACUCGUUAUCUUCCCUCACUUACCAUCCAGCCUGCUAAGAGUACUCGCUCACCAGGGAGCACAUAUCGGUUUCCUUCUCCAAGAAGUCCUUGGAAUCAAGCUGCUUCGGCUGUGCCUCCAGUGUCACCCGGGCCCUUCUCACCAAGAGUUGUUCGAUCCUUGUUGCCAGAGCAACUCUCGAUCUACGUCCGGGACCAUGUUCCUGUAACUAAUCCGCAUGAGGUUGGAUCUUGGAUCAAGCAGAAUAAAGUCUACGGAGAAACGUUGAUGAACAUGCCUAAGGAUGACCUACUCGCGUAUGUCUAUGAGAUCGCUUCAGGAUCUCGUAUAGAUUGGUGCUUAUAUAUUCCCUUCAGCAUGACCGGAAACAAUGUGGACCUUGUUGAUGAUCUGCUGCGUGUAGCCACCGUAAUUCGAGGAAAGUACAGAGAGAGUCCGAGACCGCUCCCCUCUAUAACACAGAUCGCACGCGCGCUGUCUAGUGCACAAUUACCCACCCCACCGUUAUCGACUAUCCCCGCAGAGGAUGCCUUUGAUUGGGACGUCGACGAUGUCAACGCAAAAGACACAAGUAGUGUCGCCGGGCCCCCCAAUGUUAACUCGCGGUCGACUGCGCUAGGUGGUCUGCAGCUCAUCCAUGAUGACAUGCGAACAUCUGAGCAACAGGAUUCUCUUGUAUCAGUAGACGACUCCGCAGGGACGUUGCCAAGUGGAACUGGUGUCUCAGCGUCUCUCAUUAACCUUGAAGAUUCUUCCGACGUGCAACCAAGCUCUGAAACGGCUCAAAGAGAUGCAAACCUGCUUUCUCCCGAACCUGAAUACGAUCAACAUGUCGAUCGCAGCAAUGAACGUAUAACACUCCCUCCUUUAGACACAUCGUCAUCAUCAACUCAUCCUUCGUUAUCACCUCCCCUUUCCGCCCUUCACUUUGACCACAUGCCUUUGUCUGACCCCGGAAACGUAGCACCCGCAUCUACCGCAACGACUCUCCACGAUACCGACUCGUCGAUUGCUUCUGCAAUACCUUUUUCACAGGGUAUCAAGUUACCUUCUCACCAGAAGGAGGCUGACUCUUUGAAGGACGAUGCGAACGGCAAUGCUCAGGAUCAGCAUAUGACGACUCCGUCUGCUCUUACAGGCAUGACUCUCCUCCAGCCGCUUCCUUUUGAUCACGGCGGUACAAAUGAAGAGCAUUCUGAUGUGGACGAGCCAGGUUGUGAUGAUGCUCAACAAUCGCCGCUCGAUUCUGGGACGACGACUCCGCGUGCGUCGAUGACCGUGACGGGGGAGGAGGAAGAUCCUCCACCAGUUGAUUCGACCAGCGUGGAUGGUGCAACAGAUCCUAAGGGAUCCAUCGAUGCUGUGCAGCAUACCGCUACACAGGAUGGACCUGCUUCGGAAUCAUCACUCACGCUGCAACAAAAGGGGUCCCUGGCGAAGGAGACUAUUACCUCGUCGACGCUGGCGUCAGACGCAGGAACUGCUGGCGUGCAGGCGCAGGAUGGCAACCAUACCACCAUAAUCUCAGAUAGCUCUGUCACGACUUCCACAUCUCCAACUUUGCUCGACGCCGAAGACGCCGGGUCUGGUGUCAGCGAUGACAUUACCUCUUCGUCGGAAUCCCGUACUGCCGAACCCGUCGAUGUGCAGACGGCAGCCGGUCAGGUAUCCCAUUCCGAUUCUGCGACAACCGACAAUAUGUUCGCAGUUGGUGCCGAGGAUACCAUUACUACCGAUAGGCAGACUGCAAUGCAGCCUGAAGCUCAUGACGAGAAGAUGGAGGAGACGUCAGCUAACCUCGAUGCUACGGAUUCGCCUGACACAGAUAACGCGGAGCAACCUGAAAUCGAUGCGUUGCUAGCUUUUCCUGCAUCUUUGACAUGUAUCCAGUCCUCAACAGAGGAGUCUACAUCCUCUUCAUCUUCGAGACAGAUUGCAGAGGUUGAUACUUCGGACGUACAUUUUUCCAACGGGCUCAAUGAUGAGAUAGGCGAGCGCGAACGGACAGAGGCUGCUUCGUCUGGGUUCGACGUCGGUGCCCGUCAUGCAACCAAUAUCAACGACAAAUCCUCACCAAAGGUCAAUGAGGUUCCAGGCAAUGAGGGUGGUGCAGGUUCGAUCGAGAGUAUCUGCUCCCAAGAUCCCGACCCUGUCGCUAGGCAGGAUUCACCUAGGUCCUCAUCUUCGUCUUCAUCCGAGACAGAUGAGGUCGUUGCCGUUACAUCCCAGCCGGCAAACGAAGCUGCUACGACGCAAGCUCCGUCAGUGGUGCCUGACGAGAAGCGUGUAAGCGAACAUACAAAGAGCAACACUACCCCUGAACAUCUGGAUACAUCUUCGUCAUCUCAGUUCACAUCGAUCGAACACGUUCCAUCUACCAUGCAGGAGACGAAUGAUAGUCAUGUCAAGCAAGACAAGCUUGCACCUACGUCCGACUUCAAUCAGCCUAAGAGGCAACUACCUCCGCAGGACGGCGUUGACCGCCAAGCAUCCUCCUCUCGCACGCGAGAGGUGGAUACACCUCAACCUGUUGAAAAUGCCAGCAGAGGAAGUGAUCCAGACGUUAAUCAGAACGCUCCAUCUUCGGAAACAGAGCCCCUCAACAAUCACCUUGUGGAUGAGCACCCAUCUCCCGAACCGGCUUCGACGUCGGACAGAGAUGAAAACAAUGUGAAUGUUACCGAUUCAGGUUCGGUCACCCCAACAUCCACACGCAACUCAACGACUGUUUCACAAGUGGAGGUCAAAACCGACGCCGCAGACAUUGAAGCACAAGGUGCAUUGGUGUCAGGCAGUGCAUCAAGUCCCGCAGACCUAGCGAAUCCAGGCAUAGAUGGGAUUGCUCAUGCUCAACGAACACAGGCAGCAUUAGUCGAGGGUACACCCGGAGAGCAUGAACUUGGUGAGAGCCAGGUCUCCACCCUCAACGACACGAGCAUUCAUGGCGCCAAAGAGGUUCAUUCUGUGAUGGCACCUAACCCAGGGGAUGACUUCAUUCACAUUACGCAGACCGACCUCCACGCGGCAGAAGACGAUGGCUUCGACGAGUUCGAAGAGACGAUGCCUUUGGCGUUCAUGCCUUUAUCGGCUGGAGAUGCAUGGACUAGUAUUGAGGCACAGGAAGGCCUUCUAAUCGAUUUCACUGACACAGAGGAUGAACCUGAACCAUCUACUCCGCCAGGUACAAGAGCAUGGAACGCCCUUCUUACAGAUAUUUUCUCCGCACCAACGCCAGCUCUUUCGUUGAUCGAGGAGUUGUCAUCAGACGAAGAGGAACUCGAGGUUGCUCCACUCACCCCGCGCGUAACGAUGAAUGGGUCGCUACAGUCAUAUGGGCUAGGCUUGGAGGUGAGCCCGCGGGAAUCCGAGGCGGUGGACUUCGCACCUCCUGCUGGAGAUGUGGAGUUCACUGCAACGACCUCUGAUCUGCCGACUGGAGGUCCUGCUGAGCACCAGCAUACUAGUGUUGGUGCCGAGCUGUCCUCCUUGUCGUCUCCGCAGGCUCCUUUAGCUCCCGUUUACCACCGUGACAAUACUACUCCCGUGGGUCUGUCCUCUCGACCACAGGAUGCUGCAAUUAUCAGUCCCUCCGGGAAGAAACAAAUGGUGGAUACUGAGAUGCAAACCGAUGACAUUCCUUUUGAAUCCCACCAUUUGCAGACCAUUGAGCGGCUGCAACGUCGCAUACAGGAACUGGAAGCACAGCUGCAGGCCGCUCAGGCCAUGGGUCGUCACGGGACGAUGUCGUCCGGUCCUUCUCUAUUUCGACGAACAUCGUCAUUCCCUUCACCUGCGUAAACCGCUACGGUGAGUAUACUUACUACAUGCAUUCUAGGUAUUGAUUACGGCUGUCCAGAUCCUAUGACGUCAGUGUUCAGAGCUUCUGAUUGAAUUUUGGUGCUCUCGCUGUGAAGUUUUCUUGCAUCGCUCUUGCUUUGUAUACUACAUUGGACAGGUUCCGAUAUAUAGGUUAUGUGUUAUUCGUUUGUACAGUACAGAUUCACAGGUAUUGGCGAGACAUGAAACAAUGCAUACAAACAAAUAUCACAAACAACA
Molecule: messenger RNA, 4859 nt
Organism: Somion occarium
Lineage: Eukaryota; Fungi; Basidiomycota; Agaricomycetes; Polyporales; Cerrenaceae
Source: the annotation of a GenBank genome assembly